AUGGUUACGGAUACCGAGAAAGGCCAAGCAACACCCAUUACGCCCUCGUCGAGCUUGGAAGAGAAGCCAGUCCGCAGUGGAAAGUUCCCUGCCUUCUACCGCAAAUACCGCAUUUUCAUCCACGCCUUCAUCUGGCUGGUCGUCACUGGUUGGUGGAUCGCUGGUCUGGUUUUGCACAGGCCUGGCACUGCGAAUCCAAAGAACUGGGUUGUUCCAUUCCUGCUCUGGCUGGCGAUCUCGCUGAGAAUCCUCUUCCUGCACGUGCCUGUUACGGUCGUUUCCAAGCCAAUGAAAUGGACGUGGAGAAACACCGGAAGCCGUGUCAACCAAAUGAUCCCCGAGAAACUCCGCCUGCCCAUCGGUGCAUUCGUCACUUUCUCAGUGUUCAUCAUCGGCUCAUUCGCAUCCCCAACAUCGCAGGACAACACCCGCGAAAACCGUGCCAUCAGCUUGUUGGGUCUGCUCAUCCUCAUCGCCGCUCUGUACGGAACGUCCAAGAACCGCAGCAAGAUCAACUGGCACACCGUCAUCAGCGGCUACCUCAUCCAAUACAUCAUCGCUCUGUUCGUGCUCAGGACCGGCGUUGGCUUCGACAUUUUCGACUUCAUCUCCAAGCUUGCCCGCCUCCUUCUCGGAUUCGCCAAAGAUGGUGUGGCUUUUCUCACCAGCACGGAGACCUCGCAGAUUGGCAUGUUCUUCUUCACCGUGCUUCCUGCCAUCAUCUUCUUCGUGGCUCUCGUCCAGCUGCUCUACUACUGGGGUUUCAUCCAAUGGUUCGUCGGCAAGUUCGCCGUGUUCUUCUUCUGGGCGAUGCGCAUUUCCGGAGCUGAGGCCGUUGUCGCAUCCGCUACGCCUUUCAUCGGACAGGGAGAGAGCGCCAUGUUGAUCAAGCCGUUCGUGCCUCAUCUCACCAUGGCUGAGCUGCACCAAGUCAUGUGCUGUGGUUUCGCGACCAUUGCCGGUAGUGUGCUCGUGGCAUACAUUGGCAUGGGCAUCAACCCACAGGCUCUCAUCUCCUCCUGCGUGAUGUCCAUCCCUGCCUCCCUCGCGGCCAGCAAGCUUCGUUACCCAGAGACCGAGGAGACUUUGACGGCUGGAAAGAUUGUCGUGCCCGAUGAUGAUGAGCACAAGGCCUCCAACUCGAUUCACGCUUUUGCCAAUGGCGCAUGGCUCGGAUUGAAGAUCGCCGGCAUGAUUUUGACCACUCUGUUGUGCAUCAUUGCCCUUGUUGCCCUCCUCAACGGCCUGUUGACAUGGGUUGGACGCUACAUCGGCUUGAACGGCGACUACGAUCUCACUCUUGAGUUGAUCCUUGGUUACCUCUUCUACCCCGUCGCCUUCCUACUCGGCGUGCCCCGUGGUCCAGAUCUCAUCAAGGUCGCUCGACUGAUCGGCGUCAAGGUCAUCACCAACGAAUUCGUCGCCUACGGCAUGCUCACCAACUCCACCGAGUACGCCGACCUCUCCCCGCGCUCCAACAUUAUCGCGACCUACUCCCUCUGUGGUUUCGGCAACAUCGGCUCGCUGGGCACUCAAAUCGGUGUGCUUUCACAGCUCGCUCCCGGUCGUGCCGGUGACGUCUCAAAACUUGCCAUCUCCGCUCUUGUCACCGGUGUCUUGUCGACUCUUAGCAGCGCAAGUAUCGCCGGCUUGGUCAUUCAGGAUCCUACGAAGUUCCAGGUUACCGUGCCGACGAAGAGGGCGAUUUUGAGCUCGGAGAUUGAGGCUGUGGUGCAAGAGGAGCAGCAGGAGGCCGAGGUUUUGUAG
Molecule: messenger RNA, 1767 nt
Organism: Zymoseptoria tritici IPO323
Lineage: Eukaryota; Fungi; Ascomycota; Dothideomycetes; Mycosphaerellales; Mycosphaerellaceae
Exons: 3
Coding region: 1-1767 (588 amino acids)
Biological process (GO): nucleoside transmembrane transport
Cellular component (GO): membrane
Molecular function (GO): nucleoside transmembrane transporter activity; symporter activity
Source: RefSeq, a predicted model, not a curated record